This is a messenger RNA of Harpegnathos saltator (Jerdon's jumping ant), 670 nucleotides long. RefSeq names its product mitochondrial ribosomal protein S23 (gene mRpS23). Gene Ontology annotation, cellular component: mitochondrion; ribosome. Bases 155 to 583 code for a protein of 142 amino acids. Gene Ontology annotation, molecular function: structural constituent of ribosome. Gene Ontology annotation, biological process: translation. The record is from RefSeq and is a predicted model, not a curated record. Lineage: Eukaryota; Metazoa; Arthropoda; Insecta; Hymenoptera; Formicidae. The transcript is spliced from 4 exons.
AUGUUUUAAGGUUUAACUUAGAUAUUUUCAAAAGGAUACUGAUUGAUUUUAAAUACCGUUCGAAAAUUUAGGUUAUAAGUUUAGGUUAUAUAUAAAAUUUCUGUGAGAACGGUCCAGUAGGUCGAUUUUUGUGUUACAUUAAAAAAAUUACACGAUGGCGCAAAGCAGGUUGGAAAAGAUCGGUACAGUGUAUAGCAGAGUUAACUCACUGUUACGUAGCGGAGCCAUGAAACAAGAAGACAAACCUUUGUGGAUGAUAGUAUAUGAAGCUUUUCCUCCAAAAUAUGAACCUAGAUUUGAUAGACAAUUGCCAAGCAAGCCUGUUAGAACCAUUUUUUAUGAAGAAGAUCUUGUGCGAGCAAGGUUUCAUAAAGAUCAAAGCUUUCUACCAGCUACUAAUUUGGAAAAAGAAAACAUAAAAACUGCAUUCCAAAAUUUUUUCUCUAUAUAUAAAGCAAUACAAAAGGAAGAAAGAUUAUUGGCGGACGAUACAUAUCAACAGGCAAUGAAACAAUAUAGGUCUGAAGAAGAAACGAGAAUGGAAUUAAGGAAGAUGGAUGAAUUACUCAAUAAUCCUAAAUGAUUGAUAAAGUAAAUGACCAUAAAGUAUAUUGUUGUUUUAUAAGUUUAAUAGUAAGUUUAGUGUCCAAUAAAAGUUGUUUUUCCAAUU